Gopherus evgoodei (Goodes thornscrub tortoise) is the source of this 526-nucleotide messenger RNA. Its product is annotated as cytochrome c oxidase assembly protein COX14. NCBI's taxonomy places the organism in Eukaryota, Metazoa, Chordata, Testudines, Testudinidae. The transcript is spliced from 2 exons. Bases 125 to 304 code for a protein of 59 amino acids. Gene Ontology annotation, cellular component: mitochondrion. Gene Ontology annotation, biological process: mitochondrial respiratory chain complex IV assembly. The record is from RefSeq and is a predicted model, not a curated record.
UCGGAACACGUGACCGGAAGGGCGCCUCCUCUUGGGAAAGGUCACGGGGUGAGCGCGAGGAGUCCGACCCGGAACAGCAACCGACCCCCACGUCUCUGAGGCGCCCCCGGCAGCAGGGCCGAGGAUGGUCUCCGCCAGGCAGCUCGCGGACGCUGGGUACAAGGCCUUCUCCGGCUCCAUGAUGCUGCUGACACUCUACGGGGGCUACCUCUGCAGCGCCAGAGCUUACCGUUACUUCCAGCGCCAGAGAGCCCUGCGGCAGCUCCAGCAGAGCCCGCCCAGCACGGGCGUCGUGGAGGACUGAGCCCUGCUCGCCGGCCGGCCGGCCGGCUCCGAGCCCUGCUGCUGCAGUAAUCAGGUAGCAAGUGCACCCCGUCUGCACCACCGCUGCGGGCAAGCUUAGAGCAUUGGGGGGUUUCCUCCCGCACACUGAGGGGCCUUGGCUCUCUGCACUAGCGAGAGGUUACAAAGUAACUCUGUGUAAGCAUCUGUUAUCAUCAUGUGAAAAUUAAAUCUCUUACUUAUU